CUUUAAAUACUAAUAAUGAAGAUACUCCACUUCAAGUCAAGUUGAAUGACCUCGCUGAACAAAUUGCAAAAUUAGGAGGAGCUGCUGCUUUGUUAAUGCUUAUUGUUCUCUUAAUUAAAUAUUUUAUUUCUUUCCGUAAUCAUGUACCGUCAACAGCACAAGCAAUAAGUGAUUUGGUAAGAGUAAUUAUUUCAGCGGUCACUGUUGUGGUCGUUGCUGUACCUGAAGGCUUACCUCUGGCUGUAACACUUGCUCUCGCUUAUGCAACAACACGUAUGUUAAAGGAUAAUAAUCUUGUACGUGUUCUAGCAUCUUGCGAAACAAUGGGUAAUGCUACUACCAUUUGUUCGGAUAAGACUGGAACAUUAACACAAAACCAAAUGACCGUCGUAGUUACUACUAUUGGAUCAUCAGAUACAUUUGCUAAAAAU
Racocetra fulgida is the source of this 431-nucleotide messenger RNA. Lineage: Eukaryota; Fungi; Glomeromycota; Glomeromycetes; Diversisporales; Gigasporaceae. The record is from the annotation of a GenBank genome assembly.